AUGGAUAGUGAAGGUAGAAAAGUAAUAGUUUGUGAUAAUGGCACCGGGUUCGUCAAAUGCGGAUAUGCCGGUAGUAAUUUCCCUGCUCACAUUUUCCCCUCUAUGGUGGGUAGGCCGAUAAUUAGGGCUGUCAAUAAAAUCGGCGAUAUCGAAGUAAAGGACUUGAUGGUUGGAGAUGAGGCCUCCCAGUUAAGGUCACUGUUGGAGGUGAACUACCCUAUGGAAAACGGUAUUGUAAGAAAUUGGGAGGAUAUGUGCCAUGUCUGGGACUAUACUUUUGGUCCUAAAAAAAUGGAUUUAGACCCAAAGGAAACAAAAAUCCUUUUAACUGAACCACCAAUGAACCCACUGAAAAACAGGGAGAAAAUGAUUGAAGUGAUGUUUGAAAAUUACGGUUUCGCCGGUGCUUAUGUUGCGAUUCAGGCUGUGUUAACUUUAUAUGCUCAGGGUCUUUUGUCUGGGGUAGUGGUGGACUCUGGCGACGGGGUCACGCACAUUUGUCCCGUGUACGAGGAGUACGCGUUGCCACAUCUCACCCGGAGGCUGGAUAUUGCCGGGCGCGAUAUUACACGCUACUUAAUCAAACUGCUCUUGCUCAGAGGCUAUGCCUUCAACCACUCUGCCGAUUUUGAAACAGUGCGAAUGAUGAAAGAACAGCUAUGCUACAUAGGCUACGACAUCGAGACGGAACAGCGACUAGCGCUGGAGACCACCGUGCUGGUGGAACCUUACACCCUUCCGGACGGAAGGGUCAUCAAAGUGGGCGGAGAGAGGUUCGAGGCGCCCGAAGCCCUUUUCCAGCCCCACUUGAUCAACGUCGAAGGGCAAGGUAUCGCCGAAUUGGUUUUUAACACGAUACAAGCCGCCGACAUCGACAUGAGACCCGAGCUCUACAAGCACAUAGUUCUGUCCGGGGGCUCUACAAUGUACCCGGGUCUGCCUUCGAGGUUAGAGCGCGAAAUAAAGCAGCUGUACUUGGAGCGGGUGCUGAAAAACGACACCAGCAAGCUGAACAAGUUCAAGAUCAGGAUAGAGGACCCCCCCAGGCGCAAGGACAUGGUUUUCAUUGGCGGGGCCGUCCUGGCCGACGUGAUGAAGAACCGGGACGUUUUCUGGAUGUCCAAGCAAGAGUACGAAGAGCAGGGUUUGAAAGUACUGAAAAAGUUGGGCACGCGGGCCGCGUAA
Messenger RNA from Brassicogethes aeneus, 1185 nucleotides. The record is from the annotation of a GenBank genome assembly. Lineage: Eukaryota; Metazoa; Arthropoda; Insecta; Coleoptera; Nitidulidae.